GGACUUCAACCCCUACAUUCAGAUGGACCUGCUCGCACCAUAUGACGUCACGGGCGUGACAAUUCUAGGAAGGGCGGACGGACAGAAGUGGCCGUUAGCGUACACAUUCCUGUUUAGCACGGACGGUGUAAACUUCAGUCCGUUACUGGACACUAGAGAUGGCGGUGAAUGGAUGUCGUUCGACGGGAACACAAACCGAUACACACCGGUCACCAGCAAUUUCACCGCCGUGACUUCACGAUGGAUAAGAAUUUACCCUGUUGCAUCGAUGGGGCACAUCGCUCUGGGUGUUGACGUGUUGGGUUGCCAUGGAAACACGGUCAUAAGCACAACACAAGAAACCCGGGAUGUGCAGUCACAGAACAGUAAAUGGACCAUCAGCAACCUUCAGUGCGGUCUCGCAACUUCCGGUGUCUCAGUUCUGGCGCUCAUUUCACUGAUUAUGAUGAUCGCUCUCUGCAAGAAGUAUCGUAAGAACAAAGUCGGUGCACAGAACGGAACUGGUGUGCUUCUUUGAACGCCGUGCUACCAUAUCAAUGUCAUAUCAUUAAGAAAUAUAAUCAAGGUCAGCGCUGCACUAAAAAUUAGAAACAAGAGGUCCACCACGACAUUAUUCUAAAUUAUAGGACGCUAUACCUGUACUAUAGAAAAAAGUUUAGACCAAAACAAUAAAAUUGAUAACGUAUGUUUAGAAUUUGUUCCAUAAUUUUUGUAGCAUCUGCGAAGGAAUAGACAAAUUAUGUAUUUAACAAUAAC
Messenger RNA from Dreissena polymorpha, 756 nucleotides. Its product is annotated as lactadherin-like. The record is from RefSeq and is a predicted model, not a curated record. The transcript has 4 exons. The coding region runs from base 23 to 517 and encodes 164 amino acids. NCBI's taxonomy places the organism in Eukaryota, Metazoa, Mollusca, Bivalvia, Myida, Dreissenidae.